UACCGCCGUUGGCGCCGUUGCCGAAUGUUCAUCGCUCGAGACUCUCUCGAGGGACGGUCUGUGCGGUGCGCCAGUCUACACAAAUUCUUUUCGAUUUCAUUAUCAUUAUUACUGACAUAAGAAUUUAAUUAUAUCCACGUUUUUACAUGGAUCGCAAUUCAAUCAAAUUCGCAGUGCCCCGGUCACGUAGGUAAUAUCGGCGCGUGCACGAAGCAUGAUACGGGCGACGGCGGUGUCGGGGAAAAUAAAUCUGAUAAAAAUGACGUGUUGAGAAGAUACGCUUUAUCGCUUGACGGGGAGCGUCGAAGGAAUUGCCCAAGAGGUAGGAUGGAGGAGAGCGGCACGAGCUCGGAAAAUGUCUGGCACAAGGGCAAGCCUGAAGAGCAAAGCGGGCUGUUUCAAGGAGAGUCCGCGGCCGCGUCCGUAGAAGCCAACUCUACGUCGUUGGCCGAUAUAUUUGACACGGCGUUCACGUCGACGGUUGAUCCAUCGCCGCAGCCUCGGUUUCCUUCAGGUAAUGAAAUGGAGUACGAGCAUUUAUUCGCGGAAAGUGAUAUCGAAGAGUCAGACGUAACAGCUAUAGGUCCUUAUGCAAAUUCAGCUCAUCCUACUGCUUCCGAGAACAAUUUUGUUUAUGGAAAUUAUUUAACGCAGCAAGAUGCAACUGGCGACUCGCAGGAGUAUUGGCAAUCUAAUCUCUUGAAUUGCAACAUGUGCCAAAAUAGACAAGAAAGAAACUCUAAAAAAGAUCCUCCUACUCGACAAUUGAAUAAUUCGUGCGAGGACAGAGUGUGUGACAAUUAUAGAAGAAAAAGAAUUUUGCACGAUCGUGACUUGACGGUCAAGCAUAAAACUAAAAAGAGCGACGAACAAAAAUUAUUGAGUGGUCAGCAGCCAGAUAGUUUGAGUAUAGCUGGACCGUCUAGAUUGUCGGAUCAUCCUAUUUCAAACAGUAUAACGAGAGCGGCAGAAAACGCAGAUGUUUUACAAAAUUUAGGAAGUGAUAAUGCCAACGAGUCUAAUAGUUUGUAUCAUUCAGUUAUGUCAAAUGUGAUAACUCCUCAAGAAAUGCAUUCAUCUCAAAGUGAUGACACACCAUCGGCACCAGAUCUGCAGCUAGAUUGGUCCUCCAGUAGUGAUAGUGACGAUGAGGAUGGCUCGGUUGAAGUACUUGGAACUGUCAACCAUAAUGCCAAGAAUUCAUUAGAAAAUACAAAUGAGGAUAAUCAUACAGUCACCGUAGUUGACUUAACUGUAGAAUCUGACGAAGAGCACACAUCAUCUACGCCGACAAAUCCUGUAGUUAAUCCAUGGUCAGCAGAUUAUAAUCAUAGAAAUAAUACCCACUGUAUGCAUGGACCACCACCAGAUUAUUGGAAUCAUCUGCAUAAUAUUUCUAACAUGCAUAGAGGCAGGUAUCACAAUCAUAGAUUGCCUGCUCAAACAGGUUAUUCACCUAUAGGAGAUACAGCUACGGAAGUAGUACAAGUAAGACCACGGAUGCAUCCUAUGCAAGAAAGAUUAUGGAUGAAUCAGCAACGCAUGCAGGAAGUACAUAGACGAAGACUUUACCACAGAUCUUCGUCUCAUCACACUGCGGGACCAUGUAACGCUCACGUGCAUUCAUCGACGCAACAUACUUGUGGAGAGGGAGAAAACAGUAGUCCCCCGAACACUCGAUGCAAUAAUGGCACGGAUAAUGCAGCGUAUACAGAAAAUUAUCUCCCACCUCCUAUCUUACCGCCGCCGCAGCAACCUACUGUUUACAGUCAUCCCGAGGCUCGAGGGCCAUCUAGCUUCUAUAGGGGACCAUGCCCUGUGCUGCCUAUAAUCGUAAAUCCGUUGAAUAAUCAGCCAGUAGACUCGAUGUCUCCGCUGAUGUUACCAUCGAUACAUCAACCGAUACAUCAACACGUGCAUCAUCAUAUGUAUCAUUAUGAUCCACAUCAACGGCAACGCAUGCAUCACGUUCACAUUAGUUUCCAUCCCCAUAUGCAAGGAUCUGGAGCACACCAGAUAGUACCGUUUGCACCGGGUAUGUCAGAAUUUGUAUUGCAAGGAACACGUCACAUGUCUCGACUGGACAACUACAUGCGCAUUGUUGAUUUGCGACGUAUGGCUCAUAUAAGUUGUGGGGCUACACAAGAGUCCAUUGAAAGCCACACAUUCCCUCACAAAUAUAAACGGGUAAAAAAGGUAGAAAAUGGGGAAGAUGCUAUUGAGAAAUGUACAAUAUGUUUAUCUGAAUUUGAAGAUUGUGAACGUGUCAGGAGGCUUCCAUGUAUGCAUUUAUUUCAUAUUGACUGCGUUGAUCGAUGGUUAUGCACCAAUAAACGUUGUCCUAUAUGUCGAGUGGAUAUCGAAACAUUUCUCCAUAAGGAAUUUACUACUUCGGCAUAGUUUAAGGUUUCCCAUAUCUGCCUCUUUUUGAAAUGUAAUCAGGUAACGUAUAUAUGAUAUCAAAUAUUUCAAGAUGGUCCAUCCAGGAAAAAAAUGCACUGGGUUACCACUACUAUUACGAAAUAAUGAUGUAAAAAUGUUAUGGAUAAUCAAAAUAACGAAGCAUCAGCUGAGUUCCUCAAGAAGACAAGAAGAGUUGUCAUUGUUUCUUUUUACAUCUACCAUCUGUAGUUGAUUUUAUGUGUCUUGAUAAUGAUAAAUAUUAAAUUGAUUUAUCGAACAUUAAUGACUUAUUCAUAUUUAAUUUUUAUCUUUUUAUCUAUAAAUAUAAAACAAAAUCUGUACUAUGAGAACAUCCAACAUUCUUUAUAUGAUUUUAUAAAGAUAUGGCAUUUUUUUUUAUAGAAUAUGUAAUAUUUAAAAAAUAUAUACAUAGACAUAUACAGAGAGCAACUCGAUUUGAUUCUAUAUCGAUAUAACUUUGGGUAUACAAAAUAUAUAUGCAUAUAAAUUAUAUACAUUCAGUGUAUUUCAACUUAUGAGAGUGUAUUGGAGUUUCUAUUGUAAAUAUUUCAUUGAUUGUAUGUAAAUUUUUGUAAUGCUUGUAUUAAAUUUGUGACCUUAACCAAAUUCUAGUAUUACAUGUUAUACUAGCGAUAAUUCAAAGAGUAGCUUCGUUCUAAUUUUGUCCUGAAUAUUGAUAUAUAUAUACAGGAUACAUAUUAGGCCCUAAUUUGAUUCCGAUCAUUCAUUCUCAACAGCAUAGAUCUGAAUAUUGGAAAGAUAUCAAUUUGCAUCUGUUGCAAGUUGCUAUUGAUUAUUCUCCGUGUGAGAAUAUCGCUAGUGCGUUUUUCAAAUUACUUUAUAUUAUUAUAUCUAUUAAUACGUUACAUUUCAUUUUCUUUAUAGACAUUAUUCUAAUUAAAUUCGAACGCAGCGGCAAUUGAAAUAAUAUUGAAAAUGAUAUGGCAGUCUUGUAUUCAAUUAUGAAUUUAUACUGAAUUUCUUUGAUUAUUACCGAUGCUAAGCCAAAGACUUAGCUUAAGUUAUAAGCGUAAACGAAUAUCCGAUCUAUAGGAUGAUUAAGCAAUUUUAAAUAAAUUAAAGAUAAUCGCCA
Molecule: messenger RNA, 3517 nt
Organism: Temnothorax curvispinosus
Lineage: Eukaryota; Metazoa; Arthropoda; Insecta; Hymenoptera; Formicidae
Exons: 13
Coding region: 328-2400 (690 amino acids)
Biological process (GO): protein ubiquitination
Molecular function (GO): ubiquitin protein ligase activity
Source: RefSeq, a predicted model, not a curated record